Molecule: messenger RNA, 12371 nt
Organism: Pseudopipra pipra
Lineage: Eukaryota; Metazoa; Chordata; Aves; Passeriformes; Pipridae
Gene: DCT
Product: dopachrome tautomerase
Biological process (GO): ventricular zone neuroblast division; melanin biosynthetic process from tyrosine; developmental pigmentation
Cellular component (GO): melanosome
Molecular function (GO): oxidoreductase activity; dopachrome isomerase activity
Source: RefSeq, a predicted model, not a curated record
UUUUUUUUGUUUUGUUUUGUUUUUUUUAACUAACAUGAGGGAGCAGCAGUGAACAGUCUUGCUUAGCAGCCUCUCCCCACACAGUGUGCAGGGAGCAUGAAUAGAGGAUGCUGUUAUGGGUAGCUCUUUCUGGAGCCAUGGGAUGUGCAAAUAAACACAAACCUGGGAGGUGAACAUACAGUACCAGUGCAGCGUGCACUGUUGUGGGCACUUGGGUAUAUCCCUUGCCUUUAGCUUGUAUCAGGAAUGUUACAGCAGUUGCUUGUUGAAAUAAAUGCCUAAUCAACAAUGUGAGCAUAAACUAUUUUUUUCUUAUAACUGUGCUUAGGAUUUUUGAUUUAUGGAGACACAUGGAGUUUCUCCUGUGGAACAUGCAACUCCCAGCAAGACCAUGGAAAAAUGGUGCAAGUACCCCUUGUAUUCCAGUCUCUGUGAUAUGUCAUUUCUGCACAGAAUUUGUCAGGCUUCAAAAUAAAGUCCCUGAAAACUGAAGCUAAAAUACUGCUACUUUAACGCUCCUAAAUCCCACAGAAUGUUGUAGUUUCUGUUACUUUCCCAAAUGAUCCAGGGAGCCAAAGCCAAAACACCAUUGUUCUGAUAGUAAACACGUGUAGGUUAUGUGUGGUGCAUAGAUGUAUAUACGGGUAGGUUUGUGUUACUGCUGCAUUUUAAUUUGGCUUACGGCAAAGACUCUUCAUUGGUUCGUUUGUGCUAUCCAGCACUGUAGAGUGAGUAACAUGUUUUAUUUAAACCACCGAGUAUAAUAAACUCAGCCAGGUGACGGGCGGGAAAGAACAAAUUAGUCCUAUCACGCCAGAUUGGAAACCACGGCAGCCGAAAUAGCUCAGUUGGGAGAGCGUUAGACUGAAGAUCUAAAGGUCCCUGGUUCGAUCCCGGGUUUCGGCAGAAGAGCCUCCCUUUUUUUUCUCUCCAUGAUCGGGAGGUGGCGAGCGGAUGCUGCCGCUGUAGCAGCCCAGCGGCCUCUGCUCCCAGGGCUUGUGGAGAGCCGCGGAAUCCUUUGUUGAGCCGAUACCGAGCGUGUCGCUCAUGACGAACCGUUGCCUGCUUUCCAGUUUCCUGUUUUAGCUCUUUGAAGUUUACCUUUUUUGUUAAGGAUGGUAAAACAAAGCAGCAAGCUUCUUUUCCCGUCCCUUCUCUGCCCCUUGCCAUCUCACACUGUCGAUGACGGGAGGGAAGAGAGAAGCGAAAGUGAAACUGUGCGAUGAGAAGCGGGAUGACUGGGAGGGUAGGGGCAGGGAGCGAGGGAGUCUCUCAAGAGUACUGGGAGGGCGACAGAGACAGAAGGAUUAGAGAUUACUUUUUGCCGAAAUCUGGAGCGCAGGUUAGAAUUCCCGGACGUCACGACUCUGCUGUCAACAGAUGGCUGAAACUACUUUACUUCCCAUAAAGGCAAAGGAAUACCUUCGAGUACAGGAACUGUGAUCAGAGAUCUUCACGGUACAUGGCAUUUGGUCAUCACGAAACUGUCAACUCAGCACCCAACUUUGUUUUGAUAAGCUGAAGAAAUCAAACUCUUUGAGACUUUCAUUUUAAGACAUUUUCUCCUGUUUUCAGAAAGUCAUGGAGCAAACUUGGAUAUCAGACCUCUGACUAUCUACUUGGCUUGUUCACCGGCACCCUGAGAGACAAGGCUUGAUGCAGAUUUCUGAUGUGAUUUGGCAGGUUCUGCGAAAAUAACUGCAAGAGUUGCUGCUUUAUUGCUUGUCACACAAUAUUCAGACAUUUUUCAUUCAGCUGUAUCUUCUUUACAUAAUCUUUUUUUUUUUUGCCGCUUUCUAGAUUUAUUCUUGCCAUCAAACAUUUCCAUUUAUUUUUCUAUCAGCUUCUUCCCUCAAGAUGAACCCCCUGCUAGGAUGCAAAUCCAGACUACUUUCACGUCUUUCUAAGACUUUAUGUUUUAGUUACAAAGUUCCUUCUCUGCAACUGGGAAACUUCUCUGCCCCUACAGAUAUGGUUACAUACACUUUUAAAAAUGUCUAUCAAAUACUGAAGUUGAUACCUCACAGGGAUUCAGAGAAGAAAUUACAUUUUACAAUGUUUCUUCAGCUGCAUGCAAAUAUUCGAAAUCUGGUGGAUUUGGUUCAUCUGCUUUUUCCAUGACUGUCUUUGGCUUCUGUUUUAAGUGAAUGAAAACUGUGGCAGAAGGAGCAGCUCAGAGAGCGGUGUACCCCACAUCCUAGCUCUGCUGCAGCCUGCAACAACUUGCAAUCACAGAACAUGACAAUUAAUAAAGAAGCUUAGAGCUUUACUUUGAAACACCUAUAUUUGGUAUUUUUGAUAGUGAUGGGAGGAAUUUGCUGUACCUGGUGGUUUUUUGUAGGCUUCCUGAGGGUUCUGGCAGGUUCAGGUGUUCCUCAUAUGAGAUGAUCCUCCUCUUCCUCCAUGUCCCUUAACUGCACGUGUACCUGAUUUAAAAAUCCCCUCCUUGUCCCUGAUUGCAAUUUCUGCACUUGAUAUUUGUUACUGUCUUAGACAACACUCUCAGCAGUGAAAAAAUUGUACUCACAUGUAGUAAAAUUUCCUUCUCUUUGGGUUGAAAAUUAGGUUUGUUUGAUAGAAGAUAUUUGUUUCUGUCUCUUGACUAAAAGAUUCCUGACUUUGUCUCCCUCACUGUUUACAGACAUCUGGUAAAUCUCAUUUAGUUACACAGUAUGAUAGAGGCAAGGGGUUUAGAAACAUGAGUCAGGACUCACAUUUAGUGCCUUUUAUUUUUGUAUAUUUUGAUAACAAAUCUUAGUUAUUGUCUAUCUGGUCUCUGGUCCUGUAGAAGAAGUAGAAUUGGGGGUUUCAACUUUCUGGAAAAUAAAACAAAAAUUUUCAGCUGACAAAACCUCAUGUAAUGAGGCCUUUUCUGGUCCAGUUUCUUGGGAGUUUUGGUUUAAUUUUUUAUUUUUCUUUUUUCUUUCCUAGUGAUAUAUUCCAGAGUUCCUAAAUUGUGCUUUUGUAGGAAUAUAGAGCUCAUAUUUCGUAGUAAUGUAGAUCUAUAGAAUAUAUGGUACAGCUAACAAGGCAAAUCUGGGACAGUUAAGAUAAACCUUAACCUCCAGUCCUGCUAUGGUUAUCAAUGCUAUCUUUAUUCCUCAGUGAACCUCAGGGGAAACAUUAUACUUUUUGUUGGAAUGUACAUACAUCCUCUUGCUUUAAGCAAGGGAGCAUUCAUUACUUUGCCCAACAAUGUUCUUGGGAUUUAGCCCACAUGACAUGAAGGAUGAGUAUCUUUUGUUCCAUUUUAUAUUUUCCAUUGGGAUAAGUAGUAGCAUUAGGAUUUUGAAUAAAAAUUGUGAGAGAAGAGUGUCUUCUGGAACAGGCUCUGGAAAGAUUAAUGUAAGAUUCCAACCCAAACUAUACUAUGAUUCUAUAAUUUCUGAUAUGACUUCAAAUACAGUGUUUGUUCUAUCUUUCAGAUUUUUUCUUUUAAUAUGGUACAGAACGAGACCUGGAUUUCCUUCUUCAUAUUUUCUCCCCUGUGAAUGGGACAAUUUGUUGAGUAGGUGAAUUGUUGAGAUGAGAGCCUCUGUCCUACCCUUCCACACUGCAGAUGAAGUCUUACGCUCACACCUUCCUGAUCAUGUCCCAAAUCAUGGGCCACAAAGACAGCCUGCACGUUCACUGGGCUUUGGGCUCCUAACAGGUUUUGCACAGCAUCUGUAAAGCUCCACAUGUGCCAAAACUGGGAUAUUAAAUCUGUUUGUAUUCCAUUUCACCUUACGUAAACUGGAACAAAUCUAUUCUAUGGAGGUCCUCUCCUACCACAGCCAUUUAGUGACAUUCACCUCACUUCACUUUAGACAUUUAGAAGAGCAGUGUCUGUCUGAGUUCAAACCAAUCACCCUUCACCUUCUUUUAAGUUCAAGGCAGAGAAAUUAGGAUAGAGAGGUCAUCUGAACUUGCCAAGAUGCCAGUCUGAAUGGGGAGGUGAAUAUAUUCUAUGACUGCCUUUAUAGUUAGCCCAGACUAGGAGCUGAUGAAAUAAUUCUGGAGAAAAAGCUGUCUUUGCUUAGGUGGUCACCCUAACAGUGGUUUAAUCUGUCAGUCAGCAUUGUAUUUAUCUAAACUAUAGAUAGCUUAAGCUUCUAUCUCAGUUCCUACAUGAUACGGACUCUGAAAAAGGUAUGCUUGUUUAGUUAGAAAGUUUAAUGGAGUCUCACUAACCGAAUGAUGAUACUCCUUCAUGAUCACCAAAGUAGUUUCUCAGAUGUGUUAAAUGAGGGAUGGGAUGGAAGAAUGAUUUUACAAAGGAAAUAGAAGUGCUUGUUCAUUAUCUCUGACAGAAAUGCAGUAAGGCAGCAUCUGACUUAAAAGUAUAAAAAUGCAUCCACAAAUAAUGUUUAUUUAAGGCUGUGGAAAGAUCUAACGGAGUUGACACAGGCAUCUGCCAUACUAAAGCAGUGUAUGAUUUUAGGACCUUUCUGUGCAAGUUGUGUAUAGUACAUGCUUCAGCUAGCACGUGUUCUGGGAGAAGUGAGAACCAAAGUGCCAUCAAAUUUGGAGCUUUUGAAGUGAAUGUCUUUAAUGAGGAAUUCCCAUUGCAGUCAGCUCCAGGAGGCAAGUUCAGCCGGACUGCAAGGCCCAGUGAGGAAUCAGUGAGGAAUCCCAGUGGGAUUCAUCUACCUAAAUUGAGGUUAGGUCUUGUGUGGCGCAGUUCAUCCUUUCCUAAUGUGAGUACAGAUAACAGGCCAAGCGAAUUGCACCCUAAAACCAUCUAUUUCUCUCCAUUAAGAGAGUAUCUUACGAAGGAAACCCUGAGUGACUGGUUAUGUGUAGAUAUCAAUAAUCAAUAGAUAUCUAACAUCAAGUGAGAUGAAUUUCAUCCUCUGUCACAAGGAAGCCUAUGGGUAAAUCCACAAAAAGAUGAUGUGAAAUUGGUGACACAAGGAAAGCUUGAGUAAUCCAGCAUCCUGAUUGAUAGGGUAUGAGUACAGCAGUUGAGGAAAGAAAACUCGCAUAAGACUGCAAAGCUGUCUUUAACUCAGGUUGAAUUCCUGGCUGCACUCAUCUUGUGUAUUUUCCAUGAGACCUGAGCAGAUUGUUCUUCUCUGAGGUGCUCCUCUGUUCUAACAGUAUAUGAAUGUAUUGUAGCAUAAAAAUUGGUUUUCAGGAAAAGAAUGCCACAAAUCAGAAAGGGACUGGAUAAAAAAAUAUGAGAAGCCAGGAGAUGAAGACCCUGUUUAUAUGAAGAAGGAUUUUGUGCAAGGGCAGGAUCAUGAGAUCUUCAGAGCUACUUUGGCAUGCCCAGACUUUGGCUUCAUUCUCCCAGAUACAGGACAGGGAGACAAAGGAUAAGGUGAUGAAAGAGCAGUAGUUUGUGCUGAGAGUUCCUAAAGACUUAAAUUUGCUAUGAGAUUCAGGAAAUCUAGAACAUGCACAGGCAUCUGGAAGCUGCAGGUUUCCUUAUAGAAUUAUAUUUCUUCUUGUUAUUUCUAGAGUUAUCACCUGUCUUUAUGAUAUAACCUGUAAUUUAUUUAUUCUUUCUAUUGAUGUAUUGGUUUCCACACAAGUUUAUAUGUAGAAUGUUUUAUUUUGACCAAAAUUCCUUCCAAAAUGCCAAAGGCUAAAUACUUUUCUGGCUUGAUGUUAAUCUGUGCUUGAGUACAGUAGAAGGAACCUGAGAAACAAUAGUGUCAUUGAGAAAAAAAAUGUGAACCCACUGCCUACUUACUAUUCAGGAAUUCUGUAUUACUUGUGUGGAUUGUGUUUAGUGAUUUCUUUGCCUGUAUCUUGGAGUAUUCUUUUUCUUUAUUUCCUCUCUUGCCACAUCCUGUCUUUGAUGACAGGAUGAGAAGUUUGCUAUUGAAGGGUGACCAUGGUCAUGAAUCCAGACUACAAAGUAGCUGAAAUACUGUUUUCCUGUACUUUCAGUGUAAAGCCUAAAUAUUUUAACUAGUAUAUAUCACACCAGUUUCAGGUGUGAUAGCCUGACCUAGUAGCUCAGAUGUGUGGUGUGGUGGGUUCACCUUGGCUGGAUGCCAGGUGCCCACCAAAGCUGUUCUGUCAUUCCCCCCCUCAGCUGGACAGGGGAGAGAAAAUACAGCAAAGGCUUGUGGGUUGAGAUGAGGAAAGGGAGAGCUCACUCACUAAUUACUGUCAUGGGUAAAGCAGACUGAAAUUGGGGAAAUUAAUUUAUUACCAGGCAAAUCAGAGCGGAGUAAAGAGAAAUAAAAUCAAAUCUUAAAACCACCUUUCCCUCAUCCCGUCCUCCAUUCUGGGCUUAACUUCACUCUCAAAUUCUCUACCUUCUCCCCACCAGCUAUGCAGGGAGACAGGGAGUGGGGACUGUGGUCAGUUAAUCACAUAUUGUCUCUGCCACUCUUUCCUCCUCACACUCUGCUCCUGCUCCAGCCUGAAGUUCUUCCCACAGGAGACAGUCCUCCAUGAAUUUCUCCAAUGUGAAUCCUUCCCACAGGUGCAGUCCUUCAGCAACAGACUGCUCCAGUGUGGGUCCCUGCAGGGACACAGGUCCUGCCAGCAGAUCUGCUACAGUGCAGGCUCCUGCCUCCACAGGUCCACAGGUCCUGCCAGGAGCCUGCUUCCCAUGGGGUCACAGCUUCUCUUGGGCAUCCACCUCUGGUGUGGAGUUCUCCACAGGCUGCAAAGUGGAUAUCUGCUCCCUGUGGACCUCCAUGGGCUGCAGGGGGACAGUCUGCCUCACCAUGGUCUUCCCUACAGACUGCAGGGGAAUCUCUGACCUGGUGCCUGAUGCACCUCUUCCUCGUCCUCCCCCUUCUUCACCGACCUUGGUGUCUGCAGAGCUGUUUCUCUCACUUAUUCUCACUCUUCUCUCUGCAGUUGCCAUUAUGCAGUAACUUCUUUCCCCUUUUUGAAUGUUAUCCCAGAUACAUCAUUGCUGAUGUAUCACUGCUGAUGGGCUUGGUCUUGGCCAGUGGCUGGUCCAUCUUGGAACCAGGUGGCAUUGUCUCUGUUGGACAUGGGGAAAGUUUCCAGAAGCUUCUCAUAGAAGCCACCUCUGUAGCUUCCCAGCUAUGAAACUGUGGCAGGCAAGCCCAGUAUGUGUGGACAAGGCAGUGCAGGCACAGUUUUGAUCAUUGGCCAUGGCUUGCGUGCUCAGAUUUGCUGCCUGAAAAGUCCUUUGAUAGUUCAGGCAGUAGUACCAACACAUAGCACUACUCAUUUUUCAAGACAGAGUAAAACUCCGUAGUAAAUAAAAGUCAUUCAGGAUGCUAUUUUGUAAACUAGUAUAGUGCUGAUACUGUACAGCCCCAACAACGGCUUCUUUAUUUAAGUGUGAUUGCUGUGGGGAAAAAUGUGGGAGCUUCUCAACAACAGCACGCUAAGGAACGUACAGUGCCUGCUGUUUUCCCAAUGACUAAUUGAAAGAUAACUGUCUUUUUGUAAUUUUGCUCAAUGUCUUCCUCACGGUGUAUCAUGCAGCAGCAGACAACCACCAAUGCCAGCGACACAGUGGCGUCAGGAUGUGGUCUGUCAUUUUUCUGUCAGUCCUGAUGCUCCCUGCCUGGCCAAGAAAGGCACUCCUAAAAUGCUGAUGCAUUACAGAACAGCAGAGGCUAGUGCUACAUCUCUACUAGGACUACAUGCUGUUGCAUGCUCCCAGUUAUGUAGUUGUAAUGGAGGGAAGUAAUCAUAAUAAAAACUACAUAUGUGCCACUCUUCUACUAGUAGUUUUCCUUCAUCUGUAGACCAAGUAAUUUCCAUGUUAUCCUCUGCCUGCUAUUUCUUUUCUCCACAUUCUUUCUGCUUCCUCUUGUACUAUAUUGAAACAUAUUUUCUUGCCUUUCCUUGACUUUUGUGCCUCAAAACCUCGCCUUACUCUGAGCUUGCCCUUUCUGUCUCAUGUAGAGGUCACAAAUGCCAGUCACCCUUCUUAUGGGUGUCUGAACUGAGCCAGUUUUGAUUAUAAUGGCUGCUUGGAUGCAUUUUAUGUAUAGACACAUCGGUUCAGGGAUUUGAUAGGUUAGGUGAAUCCUAUCCAUAUGUUUUGAUUUUAUUUUGGUGAUGCUGAUAAGUGUGUUCACUUUAAUUGCUUUCAGAGAGUAUGUUGGUAACUUUGGUACAAGGCAUUGUCUAACCUAGAUUCAAAGACUAAUUCUUCUUACACUAGAGAGAUAUAUUCAAAUGCUGAGUAGUAUGGAAAGGAGUGUUGUGCAGAGGGUUUUUGAGUCAGUGCUUCCAUUUAUAACUCCUGAGUUUCUUCAACAUAUUUUUUCAGCCACUAUUCACACUUUCUGUCUUUUUCACGUGUUAUGUCAAGAGCAGCAGGUGAAAGUCAGUUCCAGGUAAACUAAAUCCAAAGUGAGAUGUGUUGAAACCCAUUUCAGACUACAUGGUAUUGCCAAUUGGCUUUGUGCCUCCAUAAAUGAGGUAGAAUCAUAUUUCAAUUUUUCUGGCAAACAAUGAGUUUUUGAUAUAAAGAUCUGAGAACCUGAAAGUGCUGAUGACAGUGUCCGCAGUGUGGAUGAACUCUUUAGCUGCAUGAUGGCAAUAACUGGCCGCAUAGAACAUAGACUUCUUGUGCCAGAAUGGUGUCGUUGAACAUCCAUUGAAAUAUUGAAUAGCACAGACACAAUCAUGGCAGUUUUCAUUAUACAUGCUUACAAAAAUGGCUAAACAACAGAGUGGGAAGGUAGUGAAACCUUUCAGUGAAGCGAGACGAAUUGCCAGGUUUUAUUUAUUAUGAUGGACCUGAACUGAUAGCUAUUGCUUCAGACUCACAGAAUCACUUAUACCUACUUUAUUUUGAUUUAUUUGUUUUAUUCCUCUAGCACACAAGGGUUGCAUUGUGGGCAAGAACUGCUGCGUACUAGGAGCUUUUAAAAGUUAUUUUUGUCGAUGUUCUGAACAGAACCACUUGCAUGCAUGUCUGCUGUGUGCAUUGAUCUCAUAGACUGUCUCCUGCUAGGUGGGUAAUAAAUGCUCAGCUGUGAUGGUUUUAAAAGUCCAACAGCCAGACUAGCUCCAAAACAGCCUCUGGUGUAAUGAUGGGGAAAGGAUUAGAGAGCAAACAAUGACCACUCACCCUUUAAAAACAAUUAAAUAAUUUAUUUUGCAUGCAAAAAAGGCUAUUAGGAAGGGAAUCCUUCUCCACUUGCCACUCAGAUAUUUUCAUUAUAAGCAUUGGAGUUCUGCAGUUGGCAGGUGGAGUCUCCAUCUCAAACUUUUACUACCAUAUUUAUUAAUUUUUGUUAAUGAGGCACCUAUAUCCUCUGCACUUACAGUAGUUUUCUACUGUGGCUGCUUUAGUGGAAAGUAUUAUCUUGCAGUGAACAAACUAAAAGAAAAGAGGUUUCCUCUUCUAUUUAUUUCUGUUUACAGGGUUUUGAUUAAAAGAAUAAACAUGUUUAUCCAGCCACCUCAACUAAAACAAGACUGUCAAUUUCUCAAAGCUCAUAAAAGACUUGGCAAAAUAAAUCUGAGGCAUUCAUUCUCCUGACAAGCUGCCAGAGUCUGCAGAACUUACUUUCACACUGGCAUCUUUUCUGCCCUUGAUGUCAUGUGCAAAACACGAGGAUUUAUGCCGUGCUAAUCCCUCUAAUGAGGGCUUCUCCCAGCUUCUAUAUAAAUCCUGCUCAAAGCCGUGGCUGCUGGGCAGGCACCACAGAGUCAAAGCACCUUUUGAACUGCAUUCAAGGCAAUUAAGGGACUGGGAUUAAGCAAACCCCCAAAACCAGCAUCCUUAGCAGUGAGAGGGAUUACCCUGCUUGGCUAGGGUAUGUUGCUGUGGCAAGGCCAGGUUGUCCCACGGCAGAGAUAUCCCUGCUCCGCUCACUCAGGUCCAGUGGAAAGGCAGGACUGCACCCACCUGUAAUGGGCAUCCUGAGGUGGCUGUUCUGGGCUGGGCUGGGCUACUUGAGCUGCUGCUGUCCCGCACAGGCACAGUUUCCUCGUGUCUGCAUGACGGUGGAAGCCCUUCGCUUGAAGCGCUGCUGCCCAGCCUUGGGGACGGAGCCAGGCAAUAUCUGUGGGUCCCUGCAGGGUAGGGGACGGUGUGAGGGGGUGCAGGCAGACACUCAGCCCUGGAGUGGCCCCUACACCCUUCAAAACGUGGAUGACCGGGAACGGUGGCCCCUCAAGUUCUUCAACCAUAGCUGUCGGUGCACAGGAAACUUUGGUGGCUAUAACUGUGGUGACUGCAAGUUUGGCUGGACUGGCCCUGAAUGCAACACGAGGAAGCCAGCAGUUGUCAGGAAGAAUGUCCACUCCCUGACAGCAGAGGAGAGAGAGCAGUUCUUCGAUGCUCUAGACCGUGCAAAGACAACCAUUCACCCGGACUACGUAAUUGCAACUCAGCACUGGAGAAGUCUGCUUGGUCCAACCGGAGAGGAACCGCAAAUUGCCAAUUGUAGUAUUUAUAACUACUUUGUUUGGCUUCAUUACUACUCAGUCAGAGACACGCUAAUGGGUCCUGGCCGCCCCUUCAAAGGUAUUGAUUUCUCCCAUCAAGGACCUGCCUUUGUCACUUGGCAUAGGUACCAUUUGCUGUUGCUGGAGAGAGACCUGCAGCGACUGAUGGGCAAUGACUCCUUUGCGCUGCCUUACUGGAACUUUGCCACGGGUAGAAAUGAGUGUGACAUCUGCACGGACCAGCUCUUUGGAGCAUCGCGGCCUGAUGACCCAGGGCUGAUCAACCUGAGCUCCAGGUUCUCCCGUUGGCAAGUAGUUUGUAACAGCUUGGACGACUACAACCGCCUGGUCACGCUGUGCAACGGGAGUGAUGAAGGGCCGCUGCAGCGGAGGCCGCCCAAGGGCUCCAGUGAGCAGCUGCCCACCAUGGAGGAUGUCAGGAGGUGCCUGUCGCUGCAGGAGUUCGACAGACCCCCCUUCUUCCGCAAUUCCAGUUUCAGUUUCAGGAAUGCGCUGGAGGGCUUUGAUAAACCGGAUGGAACCUUGAACUCGUCAAUGCUGAGCCUUCAUAACUUGGCUCACUCCUUCCUGAAUGGGACCAGUGCUCUUCCUCAUGCAGCUGCCAACGAUCCCAUCUUUGUGGUUCUUCACUCCUUUACUGAUGCCAUCUUUGAUGAGUGGAUGAAACGUUUUAAGCCCCAUGAGAAUGCUUGGCCUGAUGAGCUGGCCCCGAUCGGUCACAACCGACUGUACAACAUGGUCCCGUUUUUCCCUCCUGUGACCAAUGAUGAGCUCUUCCAAACUGCGGAGCAACUUGGCUACACCUAUGCCAUUGACCUGCCAGGUUCCCUUGAAGAAACCCAAGCCUGGGCUGUCAUGGUUGGAUCCACAAUAGGAGGAGCACUUAUAGCUCUGACGGUGCUUGUACUGCUGCUUGUGCUUUUCCAGCACCGAAGGCAGAGAAGAGGUUUUGAACCACUGAUGAAUGUGAGCUUCAGCCCCAAAAAGUACAUGGGAGAGGCCUAGUGCCCUUGCUUUGUGUCUUUGCUUAUUCUUGUAGAAAGUGACCUUGACUGACUUACUGAGAUCUUAGCUGAGACUUUAUCACACACUCCUUUGGCAGCUGACUGAAUUGUUCUCAUUCAGGUUUUUCUUGUUAUCUUGUGAAUUGUAAUGUGUGAGGUCUCUGGGUACAUAUGAGCAAGGCCCAAGACAAGUUAGAUUUUGCUCACUACUAAAUGUUAUCUGGAGUGUGUGACACUCGUAAGUCAUCCUCUAUAGAUUUAGAUCAAGACAGCUAAGAAUCCAAAUAGCAGAAACUUGAAUAAUCAAGAUAAUUUUUCACCUCAAUGUGUUCUUGAUUUCAUUUAGGAGCAUUAAGAUGUGCUGAAAGUUAUUAACUCUACAUAUAUAUUUGAAUAACAUAUUAUUUUACUGUUAUCAAUAAAUAUUCUGAAUAACAUAGUCUUUUUUUUUAAGUUUCAAAAUGUCUCCUGCAGUUUGACAAAAUACUAUAGGAACCCCCUGGUUACAGUUUAUUUCAGAAACAUGAUCAAUUCUAUAUAUUAUUUUCAAUCAAGCUGAUGUUAACAGUAGGCAAAGUCUGAAACCCAAAUUCUCAUAUGAGCAGGAGUUUUCUGACACCUGCAUGUGCACUCAUGUUUUACCUCGUGUUUUACCUUCUGGGACCCAGGACUCAAGGUAACAAAACUGAGACAGCUUGAGUUACCCAGGUCUGCAGGUGGGGAAUUAGGUCUGGAUGUGGCACUCACUAGACCCCAUCUUAAACAUUCUUUUAUAUAUUCCCUAUAUUUCUUUAUUUAGACAUAGGUUUGAACCACAUUUGGGUGGUUUUCCUAUGUUAUCUUGAGGCAGGUUUUUUAUACAGCAAAUGAAGUCCUGGACAGAUUUUGUCAGCUUUGGUGCUUUAUAUAUUACACUAAUGGGGUGUUCAGACUUUGUGUAUUGUGAAGUCCUGAGUCUUACAAAAACAUUGCUUUUGUAGCCUUGAAUAAAAAAAAUUCAGUUAGUAA